Messenger RNA from Patiria miniata (bat star), 1586 nucleotides. RefSeq lists its product as uncharacterized. The record is from RefSeq and is a predicted model, not a curated record. Bases 526 to 1002 code for a protein of 158 amino acids. The transcript has 3 exons. Lineage: Eukaryota; Metazoa; Echinodermata; Asteroidea; Valvatida; Asterinidae.
CUGAUUUGAUAAGUGGAGUCGCACCGGCUCCAUCUUCUACUAUACGGUUGCAACUGUAAUUUUUUCAGAUAUGUUUUUUUGACCGACCGACCCCACCGUCAGAGGGGAAAAAAAUAUAUAAGAAACCAUAGAAAUAAAGAAAGCUAUCCGCAUGAAAAGCGCAUAGGCCAACCGGGUGAGGUCAUUUAUUGUCUGUUUUCAGAUGUUUGUGCCCGACUUAAUCAGUGGCCUUUUAAACAGUUCAGCUUAAAUCUGGUUUCCCGCGACACAUUAACCCUAAGUACAAUGACUGCAACCACUAAGGAGAUGACACAAUAGUUGUCUGCAGAAGCUAUAGCUCUACCUUUGGCACUGUGCACCUAGUUUAUAAGGGGACAGAAAAGAGGCACAAUCUUUAUAUUGCCGUGAGCAGCUCCCCGUGUGGCAUUGCCAGACCAGCAUCGAAGCGACCAACACGCCCAAAAAGAGAGUAAAACGUCGUCUACUUAUUUCUGUGUGCUCUCGUGAUCGACUCGACGCAUCACCAUGUACAAAGUGAUGAUGACUGUUUUCCUGCUGACGGUUCUUGCUGUUACUCCGUCGGUGUCGUGGGACAAUAACUGUCUGUCUUUGCGAGAUCAUUAUUUGAUGAAGUCUAUUGGCCGCAUCACUAAGGAAGACAUGCAACUGGGCAUGGCUGCCGUCGCAUGCGAGAGUUGCUACCGGCAGGUCUGCACCCUGGAGCAGUUGAAGGAAGCCUACUACUUCAAGUCCAAAGAUGGGAGUUUUCCCGGGGAGCCCGGCUGGUACAACCCUCGACCUGGCGAACGGGCUUCCGGAAACCUUGGUGUGGCUAAGGUCGGUCCUUGUUACGAUUACGACGACGGGCACGAGUGCGCCUUCGAUAUAGAAGGCGUGCGCGCUGUGAGAAUCUACGCAAGUGGCUCGAUCAACGUCGGCCACGCCUUGUGUUGCAGGCGUACCACUCCGUUGGCCGGCGGGCGUGGCAGCAACGAAUACUAGUAUCUUCCCAGUUUGUGUCUCGUGUGCAGGGCAAUUGCUUUGAGGCUUGUCAGUCAUUUGCAUAUUUAGUGGACGUUUAAUGACAUUAUUUUGCGUGAGGUCUGGGCCUCACUUAUCAAAGCACUGCAUGCAUCAAAUCGGAGAAGAACCACUUACAUGAAAAAAAAAACACUUUUAGGCUAUCCUUUCUGCUUGAGUUUCAAUUUUUCAACUUUUAUUAAAUUGAAUUCAAAAAUCGGUAAAAUAAAUUUAAACCGUGACACAAAAUCAAAAUAAUGUUAACUGCAAUUACAUUUGAUGUGAGCAUUUGUAUGCAAUGUGUACAUAUAUAUGCCUUUCUUAUUGUUUUAACCAGAAUGGGUAAAAAAACAAAAAUUGCCGUAAAAUCACUAAUAUUGACGAUUUGGUCACAAUGCGCCUACCUGUUCCAGAAAAGGACAACAAAUAUGUAUUGUUUUUUAAAGAGUCUGGAUUUCAUGAAAUGGUACAGGACUUUGAUUUACGCUUGGUUCAUGUGGUAUCCUUAAUAGCUAACUUUUUGCAUUCUAGUUUGUUGGAAUAAAUCUCGAUUGUGAUAUCCUAAA